AUGACGCCCCCCUUGCCCGCUGCCGCCGCCCACCCUUGCUAUUUUGCAACGCUGCACCAUCCUGCUUGUGACGCCUGCUCCUGGCUGUUAGGAAGGUUUCUCUCGGCGGUUGUUGUGACCGCAAGAGCCGGCAGCAUGCUGAAGCGCGGGGAGGUCGUGAAGGACCGGUGGCUCAUCGAGGAGCGGCUGGGGAAGGGCACCUUCUGCGAGCUGCACCGGGCCUCCGACCUGACCGGCAACUCCGAGGGGGCGGCGGUCAAGGUCGAGGUCCAGGGCAUGCAGCGCUCCGUCCUCAAGUGGGAGAACCAAGUGGUGGAAGGCCUCCAGAGCUUGUCCUGCGUGCCGAGGCACUACCUUUUCGGGAAGCACGGAAACAAGGACGUGCUUGUCAUGGAGCUGCUCUCCGGGGAAGACAUGAGCGCGCUCAGGCACCGGCAGCCCAAAGCGAUCCCAGGUUCCCUGGCCAGCCAGCGCCCCGGCGGGCUGCCCCUGGGUGUGUGCUGCGACCUCGCUCUCCAGAUGCUCGAGUGCCUGAAGGGGGUGCACAGCUGCGGCUACCUUCACCGGGACGUGAAGCCGGCGAACUUCGUCCGCCGAAAAAAGAACGGGAAAGAGUUCGUCAUCAUCGACUUCGGCCUGGCAAAGCAGUUCAAGUCCGAGUCGGGUGGGAUGCGGCAGGAAAGAGAAAGGGCAGAGUUCCGAGGCACCAGCAUGUAUGCCUCUCUGGGAGCUCACGAGGAGAGGGAUCAGAGCCGCAAGGACGACCUCGAGAGCCUGCUGUAUGUCUUCCUCGACCUCUACACGGGCAAGCUCCCGUGGGCGGAGCACGCCAGGAGAAAGGAGAAGAAGGAGACGACGGAGAUGAAGAGGCGUUACUUUGACAGCAACUUCACGACCAACGACCUCGUGCGCACACACACCAUCAUGGUGGUGCAGCUGCUGAGGCAGUGCAAGUUUCUCCAAGAGCCCGACUACAAGAUGGUCGAGCAUGCGUUUCGGGACAUCCAGGCGAACCUAACGCAGGGGGAAAAAGACGAGGAGGAGGCGUUUUUGUGGGACACGCCUCCCCCGCCGCCUGGGCCCCCUCCGCCCGAAGACAUCCCGUCGUCCGGGGGCGGCGGGGGGGGUCGCUCAUCGCCGCUGGCCAACAUCCCGUCCCCGCCGCCGCCUCCGUCCCACCCUCGUUCCUUGCCCGCCACG
Molecule: messenger RNA, 1200 nt
Organism: Ectocarpus siliculosus
Lineage: Eukaryota; Phaeophyceae; Ectocarpales; Ectocarpaceae
Source: the annotation of a GenBank genome assembly